Messenger RNA from Ordospora colligata OC4, 1224 nucleotides. RefSeq lists its product as uncharacterized. The transcript has a single exon. Lineage: Eukaryota; Fungi; Microsporidia; Ordosporidae. The record is from RefSeq and is a predicted model, not a curated record. The coding region runs from base 1 to 1224 and encodes 407 amino acids.
AUGAGUUUUCUGGAUAACCUGAUUCUUGGGACAAAUACACCGAAGUACACCGAUGAGGUUCUUUUCCCAUCCAAGGUAUAUAGUAGAGUGAGAUGUGGUAAGAAGCAUUGUACAGCAAUGUGUACGACGAGGUCUUAUGCCGAAUAUGAAUUCUGGGCAUAUACACUAUCUGAGAAAGAUGUUGAUAUGAAUGAGAUUCGGAAUAAUAUAUAUCGAAUGGAUGAUGGAUUGAGGUUUUCAGUAUGGAUUAAAUGCAGUGGAAGCAGAGAUGAAAGUAUAGAAUUGGAGAAUAUAAGACCGUGCGUUCUAGGCAUGAGUUGUAAUGCAGGAUUGACAACAGAUUCAGAAGGAGAUGUUGAUUUUGGGGAAGAUAUGGCGAUUGUGAAGUAUAUCCUCGAGAUAUGCAAAAAUUCUGAUGAAAGCAAUGAAGAGGCAAUAUUUAGCAUAUUCAAGAAUGUAAGAAAGAGCCUUACCGGUAUUUAUGAUGCUAAGCUACUGGUAUUUGUAAUAAAGCAUGUUAUUGACCUACCUUAUGCUACAGCUGGACUGGUGUAUAAGUUUAUUUGUUCGAUGGCUCGGCGUCAUAAUCUGAACGGGAUAUUUGCAAUGCACAUCAAAAAUAAUGAAUGUACGGAAGCGAUUAAUGAUAACAAUAAUGAAGAGAAACAUCUGUGUUUCUGGAUGAUGUUGGUGUCUAAAUAUCCACUGUACUUUAACUAUGUGAUUGAUUUUGUGAUUUGUAGCAUUGAUAUAGAUAUUACAAGUAUACCUGAUGCUAUAUGCAAACAUCUUAACAGCAACAGCAUUGAAGAUUGGAUUGAUUUUGUUUCUGUUGCAUCGAAUAUGAGUAAGCUUGUGGAUGUAUGCAUUUAUACGCAAGGAGACUCUAUGAAUAGUGUGAAUAAGGAUGAAGAGAGAUAUUUUGAUUUUCUAGUUAUUCAAAAUGAGAUGAUUAAGGCACAAGAGAUGCUAAAAAAAGAGACUGAUGAGAGGAUCAGGAGUUUAUUGAAUGAGAGAGAUGAACUCCUUGCUCAGAAGUCGAGUCUAAUGGAGGCAUGUAAAACAUUAGAAAAGGAUCUUAAGGAAUGCCAAGAGAGAUGUGUAAGUAAAGUUAGAGAGAUAUUUUUUGAAGCCGAGAGUGAAUGUGAAGUGUAUAGGAAAGGGACCAUGGAGCUGAAUAAGAUGUUCUAUGAAAAGCAGGUGAAUGCCAGUGAUGUUGAUUAA